AUGAGUCUUUCUUGGCCAUGCUAUCUCAAAGACUGUGUAUCACCAAAGUGGAAAUCUGAGGAGCAUUGUGCAGAAUUUUGGAAUGGGACUUCAAAAAGCUAUGGUUUUAAGUUUUUAACAUAUGGAGAAUUUCAGAAGUAUUCAGAUGAAUUGGUGGAGUUCUUUAAACGACACCUAGUUUUUGAACCCAACGAAAAUAAAACACCGGUUGUUGCAGUGGUUUGGGCACCACAUAUACUGACAAGUGUUGUGAUUCAUGGCAUUGUUAAAUCGGGGUUCCCUUUCUUUCCGAUCCUACAUGCUACAGCUUCCUUUGACCUGGUAACGCUUCAAAAUCAUAUUGAUGUCAUUGUUGUACUUUGUAACCCCUCUGGAAUUACUCCUGUCGAUGGUUUCUUAAAGUAUCAAAGUAAUGCCACAAAUACAAUUGAUAGUUUGUUUUCUCGGGAUGACUGGUGUUUAUUCCUUCGUACCAGCUUAUUUUGCCCGCAAAUUGAUUGUUUUACAAGUCCAAUUACAGCCCCCAAUAGUCAUCUAAUAUACAUAAUUAGCACCUCCGGAAGCUUCAGUAAUGAGCGAAAACUAGUUUGUGUGGCAGAUAGUUGCUUAACAUCCAAUGUCAUAGACUUAGGAACACGAUUCCCUGGAGAUGAGAAUUGUAAUUCGGAAGAUAGUUGUGUGGUUUUGGCUUCACCUCUGACGUUUGAUCCAAGUAUUGUGGAUAUUUACUUCGCUCUCCUAACCCAUCGUAAUUUAGUCAUGUGUCCUUCUUCCAUUCUCAGUCAUCCCAAAAGUUUAUCCGUCCUAUGCAUGAACGCAAAUGUUGGUUGGUUGCAAUGCACUCCUAGUCAACUUUUUGGACGCAAUCGCCGUCAUCUCAAGAGGCUUUUAUCACAGCCGAACUUCAUAUUACUGCUUGGUGGAGAACCGUUUCCUAUGAGUGACUUAAAAAGCCUCAGAAGUUAUAAGGCUGCACUGUACAGUAUUUAUGGAACUACUGAAGUUUCUUCAUGGGCUUUGUUGUUCAAAAUCAGUGCUUCAAAUAUAGAUUUUGCCAAUAAUGACGUUCAUUGCGAAUGUUCACCUCCUUUAUAUGGAUCUUCACCUCUCGGAUUUCCUAUGCUAGGGACUACUUCCUCAUUGAUUCCGUCUACCAUCGAGAAUGUUUGGGAGCUGGGAUUGUCCCGUGAAUUUGGUGGUUUUGCUGUGAUACGUCCCAAAGGAUCGUCAGUUACUAUCGAGGAACUUUCUAAUGCACUUUCGCAGCUAGCCGUCAAAAAUAUGUGGCCAACUGCUGAUUUGGUUCAGUAUGGUGAAUGUGGAAGCUGUUUAUGGUUUUUGGGUAGGAAAGACCGCGUGAUUAAACGAUUCGGAUACCAGAUAUGUUUAGAACGUUUAGAACAUGCUAUAAAAAUGUGUACAUUACCAGGUGUCGAAAUUAAUAACUGUAGGUGCCAAAUUUCCGAAAGAUCAGCUAGUCGGAACUCAAUCAUCGCAUUCAUAGAGGUUGGAAUUCACUCUUCUAAAGCUCCUGUUAGACUCUCAAAAUCCUCAACUUCUAAUCACUGGAAAAGUAUCAAGUUACAUAUCAUUAAGAAACUGAAAACAAUUUUCCUACCGAACCCUCAGCCUUGGUUGCCGACUCACUUUGUUUUCUCUACGCGCUCCUUACCAAUUUCAACCCAUGGGAAAUUAGUUUAUAAACCUUAUAAGUUUUUCAAAUUUGCAACUUUAGCAAAGUCUAGGAUUAUUGCCAUAUGGAAUGAAUCUCUUGGAUUGAACAGCAUGAAUAUAAGUCACAGACGUAUGACAUUUCUAGAAGCAGGCGGUUCGUCAUUGAUGGCAUUAAAUCUUGUUGAGACACUGAUUCAAGAGUUCCCUACGUUGGCUCGUAGAAGGGACAAACUCAUAUCUUUAAUAUUUACACACCCGUUUGUUUGUAAUAUUGAAUACGAUAACUGGGAUCCGUUCAAUGUUUUUACAAGUGGCUCCUUGUCAAAAAUAUCUAAUUUAGGACACAGAGUUUCCCUGAAACUGAGAUGGCAACAUGAUUUACUUAAAUGUGUGGAUGCAUCACCUUUGAUAGUGUCUACUUCUGGGAGCAUAUCGAAUGGAUUCGCAUUUGUUGGCAGCCAUUCUGGUUUAUUUUCUGCUCUACAUGUCCCAGAUGGCCAUCCAGUUUGGUUGCUCCCCACGGUAUCUUUACCCGGACGUAUUGAAGCUUCUUCUGCAUUUGCAUAUGUAGGAGGAAGUACCGUACUUGCAGUCGGGACUUUAAGUGGAAAUUUGUGUACCGUCGAUUUCGAACAUGGGACUUUGUUGUGUUCUUAUGACACUGGUGGUGCUGUAAAGUCUCCUGCUUCAUAUUUACGUGACUAUGGAUUUUUAGUAGUUGGUUCCCAUGGUAAACUAGUUCAUGCCCUAGACUUACGUUCUAUGAAAGAAUUGAAACCCGUAUGGACGAAUCGUUUUGAUAACUCACCUAUUGUUUCCCCUAUUUCUUUAUCAUAUACUUCUCAAACCAGUGUACCGUAUCUUAUAAUUGGGAGUCUUGGGGGAUCUUUUGGCUGUUUAGACCCUAGAAAUCCUACUCAAUUAGUAUGGAUGCAAAAUGCGAAGGCCCCUAUUUUCAACAAACUCCUAUCAUAUGUAGGUUUCGACAAUAAGGUUAAUGUCAUUGUAGCUGCGGUUAGUGGGAAGAUUCAAUCUUGGUCUGUACUGGAUGGAAAUAUCAACUGGAGUUAUGAUUGUUCAGAGAAAUUAAAUGGUCACGCAAUAUUUUCGGAUCCUGUUCUUGAUUUUCAAACAAAUAAUGUUAUCUUAAGUACAAAUAAAGGUUUCUUAUUCGCAUUGAAUGUUUUCAGUGGUAAAUUAGUAUGGAUGCUAGAUUGCCGAUUUGCGUCAUUCCCCAGCAAUUUAUGCUCACUGAAUACACCAUCUUUAUUACAAAUCGAUGCUUUUCCAAAUGUAAACAACUGUUUGCUAGUCGAGACAAGAGCAGAUGGCAUGCUUUUUGCAUGUUCUUUACCUCCGUCAAAUACCUCAAAACUCUCUGUCCAACUUGAAUCUCCUAGUAUAUUGUCAACCUAUCGUCUACCCAGUCAAUGUUUUUCUUCUCCAGUUUUAUAUUCCCAUAACUCGAAUGAUGUAUUUGUUGUCACUGGGUGUAGAGAUAAUCAUGUUUAUGGAUUGUCGUUGUGA
Messenger RNA from Heterobilharzia americana, 3201 nucleotides. NCBI's taxonomy places the organism in Eukaryota, Metazoa, Platyhelminthes, Trematoda, Strigeidida, Schistosomatidae. The record is from the annotation of a GenBank genome assembly.